GGGCUGGCAGGAUCCAGGCUCUGGUAGCCAAGGAUCUUUCCCCCCCUUGUUCUCAGCCUGAGCCUGCUUGUCCCACUCCUUUGAGAGGAGUGGGAGGAAUAGUGUUUUUCAUGGGCCUGCAGGUUUCUGUAUGAAUCUGGAGGGCCUGGGGUCCCUAAUACCCUCAGUCCAGUGUCUGAUGGUCUGGGGAGAAAUCGGGGAAGGAACCCAGGCAGAAGCAUGGCCCAGAGCAAGAGGCAUGUGUAUAGCCGGACACCAAGUGGCAGCAGGAUGAGUGCCGAGACAAGCAGCCGACCCCUCCGUGUAGGGUCCCGAGUGGAGGUGAUUGGGAAGGGCCACCGUGGUACCGUGGCCUAUGUGGGGGCCACACUGUUUGCCACAGGCAAGUGGGUAGGUGUGAUCCUUGAUGAAGCCAGGGGCAAGAAUGAUGGGACUGUCCAAGGAAGGAAGUACUUCACGUGUGAGGAGGGGCAUGGCAUCUUUGUCCGCCAAUCACAGAUCCAGGUGUUUGAAGAUGGAGCAGAUACCACAUCCCCAGAGACACCAGAUUCCUCAGCCUCAAAAGUUCUCAAGAGAGAAGCAACUGACCCAGCUGCCAAGGCCAGCAAACUGCGAGGAUUGAAGCCUAAGAAGGCACCGGCCACCCGAAAGACUACCACCCGCCGGCCCAAGGCUGCCCGUCCUACCAGCUCGGGGGCAUCAGGGGCUGGUGGCCCUGCAGGCCCCUCAGGUUCAGCCUCUGCCUCAGCCUCCACUGGGGAGAUGAGCAGCAGUGAACCCAGCACCCCAGCACAGACACCCUUGGCAGCCCCCAUCAUCCCCACGCCUUCGCUCACUUCCCCUGGGGCAGCUCCUCCAUUGCCUUCGCCCUCCAAGGAAGAAGAAGGGCUGAGGGUGCAGGUACGCGACCUGGAGGAAAAGCUGGAGACCCUGAGGCUGAAGCGUGCAGAGGACAAGGCGAAGCUGAAAGAACUCGAGAAGCACAAGAUCCAGCUGGAGCAGGUGCAAGAAUGGAAGAGCAAGAUGCAGGAACAGCAGGCGGAGCUGCAGCGAAAGCUCAAGGAGGCCCGGAAGGAAGCCAAAGAUGCCUUGGAGGCAAAAGAACGCUACAUGGAGGAGAUGGCUGACACCGCCGAUGCUAUAGAGAUGGCCACUCUGGACAAGGAGAUGGCUGAGGAGCGCGCGGAGUCCUUGCAGCAGGAGGUGGAGGCUCUGAAGGAGCGUGUGGAGGAGCUCACCACCGACCUGGAGAUCCUCAAGGCGGAAAUCGAGGAGAAGGGCUCUGAUGGGGCUGCAUCCAGUUACCAGCUCAAGCAGCUGGAGGAGCAGAAUGCCCGGCUGAAGGAUGCCUUGGUGAGAAUGCGGGACCUCUCUGCCUCAGAGAAGCAGGAGCACGUCAAACUUCAGAAGCUCAUGGAGAAGAAGAACGUGGAGCUGGAGGCCCUGAGGCAGCAGCGCGAGCGCCUUCAGGAGGAGCUGGGCCAGGCUGAGCGCACCAUCGAUGAGCUCAAGGAGCAGGUAGAUGCAGCCCUGGGAGCAGAAGAGAUGGUGGAAACGCUGACAGACAGGAACCUGAACCUGGAGGAGAAAGUUCGGGAGCUGCGGGAGACUGUGGGAGACUUGGAAGCUAUGAAUGAGAUGAAUGAUGAGCUGCAGGAGAAUGCCCGGGAGACUGAGCUUGAGCUUCGGGAGCAGCUGGACAUGGCAGGCACCCGCGUGAGAGAGGCCCAGAAGCGUGUAGAGGCUGCUCAGGAGACGGUUGCUGACUACCAGCAGACUAUAAAGAAAUACCGACAGCUGACUGCCCAUCUGCAGGAUGUGAAUCGGGAGCUGACUAAUCAACAAGAGGCUUCGGUGGAGAGGCAGCAGCAGCCGCCUCCUGAAACCUUUGACUUCAAGAUUAAGUUUGCUGAGACUAAGGCCCAUGCCAAGGCCAUUGAGAUGGAGCUGAGGCAAAUGGAAGUGGCCCAGGCCAAUAGGCAUGUGUCCUUGCUUACGGCCUUCAUGCCAGACAGCUUCCUGAGGGCUGGUGGAGAUCAUGACUGUGUUCUUGUUCUGCUGCUCAUCCCCCGCCUGGUUUGUAAGGCAGAGCUAAUCAGAAAGCAGGCACAGGAGAAGUUUGAUCUGACUGAGAACUGUGCGGGGCGCCCAGGACUUCGAGGGGCUCCUGGGGAGCAGCUCAGCUUUGCUGCUGGCCUGGUGUACUCACUGAGCCUCCUGCAGGCCACACUUCAUCGAUAUGAGCAUGCCCUGGCUCAGUGCAGUGUGGAUGUCUACAAGAAGGUUGGUAGUCUCUACCCCGAGAUGAGUGCCCAUGAGCGUUCCUUGGACUUCCUCAUUGAGCUGCUGCACAAGGACCAGCUGGAUGAGACGGUCAAUGUGGAGCCCCUCACCAAGGCCAUCAAAUACUAUCAGCACCUGUAUAGCAUCCAUCUUACUGAGCAGCCUGAGGACUGUACUGUGCAGCUGGCUGACCACAUCAAGUUCACCCAGAGUGCACUGGACUGCAUGGCUGUGGAGGUGGGGAGGCUUCAUGCCUUUCUACAGGGUGGGCAGGAGGCCUCAGACUUGUCCCUUCUGCUCCGGGACCUGGAAACAUCCUGUAGUGACAUCCGACAGUUCUGCAAGAAGAUCCGCAGGCGGAUGCCGGGCACAGAUGCACCUGGGAUCCCAGCUGCUCUUGGUUUUGGGCCUCAGGUGUCAGAUACCCUUCUGGAUUGUCGAAAGCAUCUGACGUGGGUGGUGGCUGUGCUACAGGAGGUCGCUGCUGCAGCUGCACAACUCAUUGCUCCCCUGGCUGAGAACGAGGGUCUGCCCUCUGGAACCCUGGAAGAGUUGGCCUUCAAGGCAGGGGAGCAGAUCUAUGGGUCUCCAUCAAGCAGCCCCUAUGAGUGCCUUCGACAGUCCUGCAGCAUCCUCAUUGCCACCAUGAACAAGCUGGCCACAGCUAUGCAGGAGGGAGAAUAUGAUGCAGAGAGGCCCCCCAGCAAGCCUCCCCCCUCUGAACUUCGGGCUGCAGCCCUUCGUGCAGAGAUCACUGAUGCUGAGGGGCUGGGGCUGAAGCUGGAGGACCGGGAGACUGUCAUUAAGGAACUGAAGAAGUCCCUAAAGAUCAAGGGAGAAGAGCUGAGUGAGGCCAACGUGCGCCUGAGUCUCCUGGAGAAGAAGCUGGACAGUGCAGCCAAGGACGCAGACGAGAGGACCGAAAAGGUGCAGAGUCGACUAGAGGAAACUCAGGCCCUGCUACGAAAGAAGGAGAAAGAGUUUGAGGAGACGAUGGACACCCUCCAGGCAGACAUUGACCAGCUAGAGGCUGAGAAGCUGGAAUUGAAGCAGCGCCUGAGCAGCCAGUCCAAAAGGACGAUUGAGGGGCUGCGAGGGGCACCGCCCUCGGGCAUCGCUACCCUCGUCUCUGGCAUCACUGGUGAAGAACAGCCGCGAGGAGGGGCUGCAGGGCAGCCUCUGGCGAAUGUCCCUGGCCCGGGGCCGGUGAAGGACUCCCCGCUGCUGCUCCAGCAGAUUUCAGCCAUGAGGCUGCACAUCUCCCAGCUCCAGCAUGCGAACAGCACCCUCAAGGGAGCCCAGAUGAAGGCAGCACUGGCAGCUCUUCCUCCCUUGCAUGUGGCCAAGCUCACACCCAGAGUCCGGGAAGGCCCAGAUAGCGAACUAGCAGCUGGAACUUUGUACCGGAAAACUAGCCAGCUGCUGGACACACUUCAGCAGCUCAGCACGUGCACACGGGUGAUAGAUAUCACAAGGUCCAGCCCUGCUACAAAGAGCCCUGGGGCCCAGCUUCUGGAACAGCUUGCCCAGCUCCAAUCCCUGAGUGACACCAUCGACAAACUGCAGGAUGAGGUGAUGAAGGAGACUGUGUCUCAGCGCCCAGGAGCCACCGUCCCCACUGACUUUGCCACUUUCCCUUCAUCAGCCUUCCUUAGGGCCAAGGAAGAGAAACGAGAAGACACUGUAUAUGUGGGCAAAGUGACCUUCCCCUGCUCCGCUGGCCUUGGGCAGCGGCACCGACUGGUGCUGACCCACGAACAGCUGCACCGGCUCCACGGCCGCCUCAUCUCCUAGCUCCAUCUGCCUCCCUCUACUCCUUUUCAUGUUUCCCUGACACCCUGAGGGUUCUGCCUGCUGCUGCCUCAUCCCACCUUCCCACAGACAUGUCCCAGAUAAGAAUAUCACUACUUGUGUAAAGCCAUAAUGCUAACCCUCUCCCAUCCCCUACUUGUGGCUCCCCCAAGCCCCUGGCCUUAGCUGCUCCCUCCUUUGGGGGUAGUGGGGGGAAGGAGCAGGGUUGGCCUGGCCCAGGGGAGGAGUGCUCAGCCCUAGCAUGGGGCAUCAUCCCCUCAAUAAAGCAGCUUCUUCCUCAGCACUAUAUGCAUGGUGUUGGUGGUAGAAGGCAGGGGUGGGGGCCAAAGGGAUGGCCGUGUGCAGACACUGGGACCAAGCCAGUCCCCCACAGUGCCUCAGAGGGCAGCAGCUUUCACUCUCUCCUUCUGGCAGCCAGGGGUCUGAGACAGGAGAGAAAGGGAGGUCGUCUACUUGAGGGUCCACAUUCAUGGCCAGGUGUGCCCAGUGGAUGGUAGCCCUUAGAGUUGAGAAGGCUCUUUAGAGAUCAUCAUACCCAGCCCCUGCAUUUUUAGCAUCACAUUCAUUGGGUGCCUUGUGCAUUAUGCUGAGCAUACAAAGACUGACUGAAGACAGAACAUGGUGGGGUGGUGGGUCAUUCAUGUUUGCUGAGUGCGAAGUGGUCCUCAGACCAACCCAGUGCCCUGUAGGUAAUGGGAGGGUGAGAAGCCCUAUUUUUUUUGGGUACCAACCUUAUGCUCAUUCCCUCCACUCCCCCUACAUUCCUGCUCUAGGCAGCAAGAAUAAAAUCUCCCCAUAUGAUCUAUCCAGGGUGCUGAAGGCCAUCCCCUGGAUCCUUAUUCCUUUGUAGACAACAGUCUUGACAGUGGCUUUAUACUGCUUGUGUCAGACUCAAAUAGAAGCAGGUGGGAUGUGUUACCCCCACAAAUUAACAUUA
Molecule: messenger RNA, 5032 nt
Organism: Phascolarctos cinereus (koala)
Lineage: Eukaryota; Metazoa; Chordata; Mammalia; Diprotodontia; Phascolarctidae
Gene: DCTN1
Product: dynactin subunit 1
Biological process (GO): establishment of mitotic spindle orientation; nuclear migration
Cellular component (GO): kinetochore; microtubule associated complex; spindle pole
Source: RefSeq, a predicted model, not a curated record